GAAUACAAGACCGGUUUCGCUCUUGUUCGUGUCCCUGUAUACACGAUGAGUGAUCAUCUGUGUGCAGUUGUGUCUUGGUUUCUCACCAUCAACAAAGAAUGUUCGGAUACCUGGAUAAGGUGUUUACAUGCCACAGUAUCCUGGUUUCUAUCGGAGUACUCAAGGUAGCAUAUCCAGGUUUCUCAAAACCAGGAUAAGGGUUUAUCCAGGUUUCUUAAACCAAGAGAUGAUGUUUAGAUGCACACCACAUAACUGGGAUACGUUAAAAACAAGAUCAUAACCGGCAUAUUAGUUUGCAUUUGAACGCACUCAUUGUUGCCGGGCUGGAAUACUGAACCACCUGGUGUUUACUUUCGGACUUUCGGAGUUUUUGAAACCUCUACGUGUAGGAUGGACAUGGACAAACAGGGAUCGCCUAAGAUGAUUUGUCGGGAAGUUACUAAUUUAAAGACGAUAAAAAUCUUUGCGAGCCGGAGCAGAGAAUUCACUGCUGAGGAUCUGCUCAACAUGUCCUUACCUUUUGGAUAUGUUGUUAGUGUUCAGAAAAUAGUGAAAAAUGGAAUCACAUGCGGCGUGGUGACUUACUCUAACGCUGAUGAUGCUGCCGUAGCCGUGAUUAAACUGAACGACAUCAAAGGGUUCCUUGUGGGUCUAUCGAAGCCCAGAGAGGUCAGAGAGGCCCACGCGACUGGAAGAUCAGAAAGUCAGAGUGCCAAACCCCCCCGUCUCCUAAAAGAUAGGUUUAGUGACAUGCCACCACAGAGACUGCCCUCUCUGCUGGACACACUGUAUCCACCGGCUUACAGCCAGACUGUGUGUCUUCAUAUUGGUAACUUGCCCAGACAUGUCGAUCAAAGGUACCGGGUGCUCAGCCUCCUCCCUGCAAACACGACCAAUGUCAAGGUGGAGAAGAGAAGAGCCCUAGUGACACUUCCUGACAUCUCCACCGCGUUGUGGCUCAUGGAUUUCUUAAAUGAUCUCUACACUGGCUCCAAACGCCUCCGUGUUUCCUUUGCACACCAUGGAGGUGCGGCAUACCCUGCAACGAGGGCAGCACGCAGAAAACACCAUCACCAGCACCGCGGGCUGCUCUAAAUCCUCUGUGUACUUCGGGAUCUCUUGAGACUGCUACAGCUAGAGCGCUGGAGUAGCCAGCCUGAUCAAAUAAAUAGUUUCCACAUGUUCAAAACAACACAAUAGCACAGCAUAAUAUUAAUAAAUACCCGUAUCUCUGCA
Messenger RNA from Siniperca chuatsi (mandarin fish), 1236 nucleotides. RefSeq lists its product as uncharacterized. The coding region runs from base 391 to 1095 and encodes 234 amino acids. Gene Ontology annotation, molecular function: nucleic acid binding. The transcript is spliced from 5 exons. The record is from RefSeq and is a predicted model, not a curated record. NCBI's taxonomy places the organism in Eukaryota, Metazoa, Chordata, Actinopteri, Centrarchiformes, Sinipercidae.